This is a messenger RNA of Cynara cardunculus var. scolymus (artichoke), 2160 nucleotides long. Its product is annotated as IQ domain-containing protein IQM2. NCBI's taxonomy places the organism in Eukaryota, Viridiplantae, Streptophyta, Magnoliopsida, Asterales, Asteraceae. The transcript is spliced from 9 exons. The record is from RefSeq and is a predicted model, not a curated record. Bases 160 to 2070 code for a protein of 636 amino acids.
GGACAUCCUCUCGCAUUCUGAUAUCAAGAAGAGCAAUACAAAAAGCACCCAUUCAGAGAACCUAAUCAAAUUCCUCUUUUCGACAUUCAAACCCUCAUCUUUCCAAGGGAAAUCAAAUCUUAGAGGCUCUUCAAGAUUCAAGCGACCUUUUGGACUUGCAUGGGGUUAUCAUUUUCGUGUCCAUUCGCAGCUUAUACUGAUUUAGAGGCUGGCUUGAAGUCCAUCAGUUUAGAGGACGAUGAAGUUAAAAGUUUGGGGUUAUCUUGCAGUUUUAAGAUCCAAGAUUCUGAACCAUCAGCAAUGCAGUUAAUGGUCUCUCAAACAAUGAAGAUUGAAGGAUCUGUUAGCUUUAAAGUUUCUUCAGAUGAAGGAAUUGGAGCCGAAAAGAUCGAAAUGCAUGUUGAAUCUCCAAGAUCUAAUAAUGUGUUGGAUGAUUUUGAUCAAGGGAGCCCCAAACAUGAAGCAGCCACAAAGCUGCAAAAGGUUUAUAAAAGCUUUCGAACACGAAGAAAGCUGGCAGAUUGUGCGGUUCUGAUCGAACAAAGCUGGUGGAAGCUCUUAGAUUUUGCAGAACUUAAGAGGAGUUCUAUAUCAUUUUUCGAUCUCGAUAAGCAUGAGACGGCUAUUUCCCGAUGGUCCAGAGCAAGAACAAGGGCUGCCAAGGUUGGAAAAGGGUUAUCAAAGAAUAGCAAAGCUCAGAAACUUGCCUUGCAGCACUGGCUUGAAGCGAUUGAUCCAAGGCAUCGUUAUGGGCACAAUCUUCACUUCUAUUAUGGACAAUGGUUGCACUCUCAAAGCAAAGAACCCUUUUUCUACUGGUUGGAUAUAGGAGAAGGGAAAGAAGUGAAUCUUGUUGAAAAAUGUCCAAGAUCAAAACUUCAACAGCAAUGCAUCAAAUAUCUUGGCCCAAUGGAAAGGAAGGAGUAUGAGGUUGUGAUAGAAGAUGGGAAGCUUUUAUACAAACAAACUGGGGAAUACAUAGAUACAACAGGAUCACCAAAGGGUUCUAAGUGGAUCUUUGUGCUCAGCACAUCUAGGACUUUAUAUGUUGGCAUAAAAAAGAAAGGAUUGUUUCAACAUUCAAGUUUUUUGGCUGGAGGAGCCACUUUGGCAGCUGGGAGACUAGUUUCUGAGGAUGGUGUUUUAAAGGCAAUCUGGCCUCAUAGUGGUCAUUAUCGUCCCACGCAAGAAAAUUUUCAAGAUUUUGUUUCAUUUCUUCAAGAGAAUGACGUGGAUACUACUAAUGUCAAGAUGGAUUCGGACGAUGAUGAUAAAGAAUCUCUUGGCAAACAGAGCAGUAGCGUUCAUAUAAGAACUCAUUCUUCAGAAGAAGAUGUGAGCGAAAAGGAGCGCAUGGGGACAGAGGAGGUAGUUGUCGAGGAUCAUCCCUCAAAAAUGGUGAAUGUCGUGAAACAACAUACUUGUUUACCACAAGAAUCACCAAAGAAAUCAAGGCUGUUUCGAUGUUCUAGUAGGAAAUUAAGUACUCUCAAGAUACCAAGCAAUGACGACCUUUUUACAAAUCUAAAGACCGAGAAUCAAGCGGAUGAAGCAGUGUCUAAGAAUUCAGAGACCACUUUGGAUGGUUACAAAGCAGCAGAAGAAGGAAGCAAAGAUUUCACAUCAGAGACCAUAUUGGAUGGCUAUGAAGCAGCAGAAGACUCGUUUGGUUCACACCAAAUUCACGAUCCGUCGGAGCAUGACGUAUCAGACGAUGAAGAAGAUGAUCCAAAGAUGGAGGAGACAAUUCCUAAAAAGUCCAUCCUUAAAAGGAUCAACUCCCAUAAAGGGACAAGUUCAUUUCAAUUGGGAAGGCAGCUUUCUUGCAAAUGGACCACAGGAGCCGGACCUAGAAUCGGCUGUUUGAGGGAUUAUCCCACAGAGCUGCAAUCACAAGCAUUGGAGCAAGCAAACUUAUCUCCAAGAAGUGCUCCUUGUAGCCUAAAGUAUACCAAUAAGGUGUUUUGUAGCAGCCCUUGUUCUUUUGAUAACAAGAGUUUGCUUUCAAGAAAUCUUGGACCUUACAGAACAAGAUCUUCCCCAGUAAGUAACUUUACAGAUUCUUUUUGAUUAAAAACUCCAUUCUUUUAGGGUGAAUAUGAAAUUGACAUAGGCAUUUUAUUCAUUCUUUUUGAAGUUCCAAGUGUUCAACCUUGUAUA